AAUCAACGGUUAAAGAUGCGGCAGUGCCUAGCACAAAUUCGCUGUUUCCCCAAUCCGACGGUCCCUGCUUCACCCACAAACGUGGCAUAGUGGGACGGUUAGUGGGGUAAUUCAAAUCUCUCUCUCUACCCCCUCGCCACUUCCCUAAAGAAUAGGAAGGAUAUGUGAUAGGCGGGGUGUGCUAGUACAUUGUUAAGAAUUCAAAAACAGUACUAAUACUCAUACUCCACAACGCUGUCAAAGAAGGAAACUGUUGCAUGGGGAAGGACAGGAAAUUUACGAUCAAACAAACCUUGUUUUAAAGCGGAAAUAAGAACUACUAAAAUUUUGUUUGUUUAAUUUCUCAUCGCAUUUGAAGCAACUGUCGUAAUGCAGAUAUCUGGGCGAGUAGGGAGCCGUAGUUGCGUCGGUAGUAGUAGCAGUAGCACCAGUAACAGCAGAGGCAGCAGCAGUAGCAGACCAAGAGAUGAAUCGGGAGGGUCGGUGGCGGCGACAACGGUGCUGAGGAAGGGGCCGUGGAUGGCGGAGGAGGACGAGAUAUUGCUCGAGUACGUUCGCAGCCACGGCCCCCGCGACUGGAGCUCCAUUCGAUCCAAGGGCCUCCUUCCCCGCACCGGCAAGUCCUGCCGCCUCCGCUGGGUCAAUAAACUCAAGCCUGACUUGAAGACGGGUUGCAAGUUCUCAGCGGAGGAAGAGAGGGUGGUGAUAGAGUUGCAGGCGCAGUUAGGGAACAAGUGGGCGAGGAUAGCGACGUACCUUCCAGGGAGGACGGACAACGACGUGAAGAACUUCUGGAGCACACGGCAGAAGCGGCUCGCCAGAAUCCUACGAACGCCCCUCCCGACCGCCAGAUCCAGUAAGACCCACGGGGCGAAGGCGCCCCUCCCAAAUUCCCAUGAUCACUUGCAAACCUUCAAGGAUCCCAACUUGGAUCUAAUUCUUUUCGAGGGAGACUCCUCCGGUGGCCAAUGCAGCAAAGGCUCUUGCAUCGAUAAUCAGAAUGCUACAGCCAUACUCCCAGAAUUAUCAAGCCCAAGCUUUCUCAACUUGGAAACAACCUUACCCAUGAUCGAACCCGCAAUCGAGAGACAAUCCACCUCAUCGAAAUCUACGCUGCUCUCGCAAAUCCCCUUCGACCACCUUCACUACCCUCUUAUCGACCUUCCGGCCCUUCCGGAUACUCCUGACCUCGUAUCGGGCUUUGACAUUGACAUGAAUUCUAUUGAUGAUCUGACCUGUCAAGGGGACCAGCUUCAUCACGUGGAAGCGUUGUCGCCAUUCUUCGGUUUAGAAUCUGACGAUCAUGCCGGUAAGACCGAGCAUCGGGUGCCAUCUGAUAUCUUUUUCGACGACCUCCCCUCGGACAUGUUCGACUCCCUGGAGCCCCCCCCUCCCCCUGCUUCAUCAUCUUCGCCAUGGUAG
Molecule: messenger RNA, 1422 nt
Organism: Ananas comosus (pineapple)
Lineage: Eukaryota; Viridiplantae; Streptophyta; Magnoliopsida; Poales; Bromeliaceae
Product: transcription factor MYB59
Exons: 3
Coding region: 370-1422 (350 amino acids)
Source: RefSeq, a predicted model, not a curated record